AUGAGACUUGUUCUACUUCUUUUCUAUGUGAAUUUUGUCUACGGUGGACCCGUUGAAGGCAGGAAUCGUAAGUGCACAAUAUUGCUGCUUUUGUGGAGCUCGCCAAAGGAAGAGCUUCGGUCGUCAUCACGUGUGGAAGGCGGAUGUCUCAUUCGCUUCAAGCUUGCCUUCAAAAUGGGUUCUGAAUUUUGUACAAGGCCUGUUUAACCAUGCGUUAACUAUUUAAGCCAGUUAUAUCCCUGGAAACUAAAUUCGCCGCAGCUAACAGCCAAAAUCUAAAACAAUGUAAAAUUGCUAACUAGCUAUCUUGAAGGUCAUAAAUAUUUUUUCCGCCCUUUUCAUUAAACACAGCGUCUUUUCAGACCUCCCUCUGGAGCCAAUCAACCUAACCCCUCCUAAAGAUGACCCUUUCUACAAACGUCCUUGGAACUUGAACUACGAAACAAAUGACAGCCUCCCGCAUGAGGUGGUCGUCCAUUCCUACGGUCUCAUUAUUGAGCCCUUCUUCGACUUCCGCGGCUUCGAAUACGAUAAGGGUAGGUCUUCCGAUUGAGGCGCUACAUACAACCUUUUAGCUCUUCGCAACACCUUCAACGGCGAAGUUGCGAUCUCUUUCUCAGUCCCCAACCCGACGCGCCGGUUGGAAUUGGCGUCGUCGGUGCGAAUAAACUCCACCUCUCUUGUCGAUGGCCUGGAAUUCAUUGGGAUCGAGAGAGUCGAAGCCGGCCCCAACGAUCAUUUGAUUCUCCAUUUGGGGGCGGAAUUAGUGACCGCAAAGGUGUACGGACUAGCAUUCAAAUACACUGGCAAAAUCAACGAACAGUCGUAUGCUGGAGGAGUCUUUGUGCAGACGUAUAAAGAGCGAGAUGAAAAGAGAAAGCAAGUUAUCUAAUUUUUCAUCUUUUUCAUACUCAGAAACAUGUUUCAGCACCCUGCUCUCCACCGUCUUCGAAACCACGUAUGCCCGAGAGGCGUUCCCAUGCUUCGACGACCCCCACUUCAAAGCCCCUAUCAAUUUGACUCUGAUACAUCCGAAGGGAGCGGCAGUCUACAGUAAUGCUGAUAUUGCCGAACAAUCAAGCCGAAAGUAGGACAUUGCAGGCAUUGAAAUCAAUAGAAAAUAAUUUAUUGCCAUAAAACCCCUCUCAAUCACAAUAUUCGCCUCGUUUCAGCGCUCAACAAACCGUGACUCGCUUCCACCCAACUCCCAGGAUGUCCACGUAUCAACUGGCGUUUGCGGUCGGCGACUUCGUGCAGAGCAAUGCCACUUCCGCAAGUGGAGUAUUGGUAUGUCGAACAGCGCGUUCUCGUUGACGCCACCGAUUUCCAGACUCGAGCCAUUGCCGUCCGCGACAACAAAGGUUUCAUUCAAGACGCCGCGAACAUUGCGGCUCGAUGUGUGGGUGCAAUGGAGAGGCUGGUCGGCGCGGAAUAUCCGUUGAAAAAAUUUGGUGAGUAGAGCAUGAAAAUAUACCAGUAUUUUCGCAAUUACAGCGAUGAGUUUGCAAAGCUCGCCGUGAAGAUUUAGCAAAUCCAAUCCAUUUACUCUAAUUCUUACUUGUUUCUACAGUGAGUGAAUGAUCCAGUGGCAAAAGACGUACCAUUUUGCAUCCGGGAAGUAUCAAAAAUGUGGCAAAAUGCUUCCCUUUCCAAGUGAAAAAGCUUCGUUUUGAAGGGCUCCCUCAAAAAAAGAGCGGGCGCGCUUUUUUAAAUCUGUGAGCUUUUUAAGUUGAAGAGGGAGGCAUUUUGCCGCAUUUUUUGAUACUCUCUGGAUGCAAAACGGUAAGUUUUUUUUGCCACUGGAUCAGGUCCCCCAGUGUAAGUGAACUCGUAAUGUUUUGCCGUUUUUUUCGAUGAGAAAUGCCUAGGUAUGCGUCCAGAGGUCGAAUUUGCGACUUUGCAGUAUCAGUCUAUCGGGAAAACAAUACGCCCAACGCCAUUAGCGUUGCCGAGGCGAAAAACAAUGUGAUUUUCACCGCGACACAAUUCAUUUUCUCGCAGGCGAAGCGAGUUUCGAUGCGACAGCGUUCUCAUUGUUUUCCCGACACACUAAUAUUUACUAUCGAGUAGAAAUCAAAUUUCAGACCACUUGGACACCAUCGAAACCUAUGCGAUCGCUCAGCUCGGCCUCAACACCUACUCCAACGUCCUUCCAAGCAGAAUUGGAGAGACGCUGUCGCGCCAAUAUAAGCGCCAUGCGGUCAUUUGCGGGCAUACGGCUGAGCAGUGGUUCGGGGGGCUUGUAACGCCCGACACUUGGGGCGCCGAGUUCUUGGAGACCGGGUUCGGCCAAUACUUUUAUGAUCGGGCUUUGGCGGAGCUCGACGAAUAUCAAUAUUUGGCGGUAAGUUCACAAGUCAUGUGCUAUUAUGCUAUAUGUCAUAUACUUUAUACAUGUCAACUUCAGGGCUGGAACGAAGUUCCAGACGCAUUGGCGGCAGUUUCCGGUUAUUACGAUUCCACCGAUCCGGUAGUGGACAGCAAAAGUCAUUUUAAUUGUAAGUUACAGCGAUUUCUCCAUGUCUUUGGACGUAUGGUUGAAGGCACCUGGGCGAAGAGGACACCGUGAGGAGGAAAAAAGUGAUACCGUAAUAUCAUUUUUUGUGCCCUCUUCAUCAGGUACCGGCUUCCUUAAGUGCCGUCCAAAUAGUCCUAAACCGUUGCAAUUUGUUCGCCUUUAGACAGGCUUUCGCGGGCUGGCGCUGCGUUCCUCCGCACAAUUCGACAUGUUCUCUCCGACAAGGUGUUCUACGAGGGGCUGCGGAUCUAUCAGCAAGAGAGAGCCUAUGCUACCGCCGGCCUGGACACGUUGAUUCGAAGCUGGGUCAAAGUAUGCAUUUGUAAUGUUCGCAAAAGAAGGCGCACGUCAAACUGAGAUAAUCUAAAACGCUCCGGUGAAUAAGCAUGGCUGCAAACCGGGCCAGCCCGGCCCAGCCCGGCCCGGGCCGCAGGCCCGGGCUUAAAUCUCCAAGCCCGGCCCGGGCCCGGGCUUGGGAAAUUUGGAAAGCCCGGCCCGGUUUGGCCCGGAAAAUUUUAUACUAGGUUGGAAAGAAAGAAAGCGGGAAAUGAAAGGAAAAUUAUGACAAAUUUUUGCAAGAUGUAAAGAAAAAUUUAGCAAAACCUAGGUACAUAAGGUCACUUUACGUUCGCUAUCAGCAUUGUGUUCGAAAAAAUGAAAAAUCCUAUCGUAAAAGCUUAUUUUUUCCUUUUUUCCGGGCAAAACUCAAAUUUCAAAAAAACCGGGCCGGCCCGGGCCGGGCCUGAAAAAUCGAAGCCCGGAGCCGGGCCGAGAAAUUAGCCGGCCCGGCCCGGGCCGAAAAAUUUUGCAAAGCCCGGCCCGGAGCCAUGCUUACCGGUGAAUGGAUUGGCAAUUCGCCAGAGAAAGACGCGAAAAAACUUUUUGUCGGCGAUGAAAUGGGGAGUUUUUGGGGCGAGAGAGUACGAUUUUGCGCGUCUUUUCUCUGUCUUCUCUGUAAAAUUAAGACGAAGUGUAAAAAACCGAUAGCGAAGGGUCUAUUCUGGUCACCGGACUCCUCAGUUUGACGUGAGCCGUCCAAGUGCGCCCUCCACAAGGACGAAGCCGGGAUUAAUCACACCGAGUUUCAGGCCAACGGGGGAGACCUCUUGCACGACGUCUCAUUCACCACGUUCGUCAAGGACGUGCUGACGCGUCGGCAUUUGCCGGUGGUGAACAUUACUCUGCAAGGCUGGAAUUAUGUGAUCACACAAUCGAGCCACAAUGAUCCCAUGCACAACUACGUAUGGGACGUGCCGAUCUUUGUGCUGGACCUCAAGGAGAACAAGGAGCACCUGAUUUGGCUCCGGAAGGACGGCAGCAUCGGCUGCCGAACUCCGUUCAGCCUCCGCGGCGACGGAGAGUACGUUUUCAACAACGACGCCAAAGGCUACGCGGUGUUCGAGAUCCAGCCGACGCUUUGGGUGUCGGCCGCGCAACACCCCCGCUUCCCGACCCUCUCCAUGCACAACCAGUACUACAUUCUGCGGACGGUGCGGCGCAGGAAGUUUCUGGACGACGGUGACAUUGAGAGGAUCGCUAUGAACGCUGUGAGAAAGACCAAUGGCACUGGGGAGUUGGAACCAAUGUUGCACGUAAUGGCAUACUCCAAUAAGAAGAGCAUGCUGACGACUGUCUUUGGCAGCUUUGAUUACACGUUCACGGGGAAGAACAGGUCAGUGGCGGAGGAGGUUUUAUCCGACUGGCAACAGACAUGCCAAGAAUCGAAAAAAUGAACCUCAGAGUUUGAGCUAAAAAUAAAUCUUUGGCCCUGUUCGGGUAACGACAGUCCUCUUUGGUAGCAUCGAAUUUUUUUCCUCACAUAGGAAGUACUCCAAGUGCGACGCUCAGAUUUUGAUGAAACUUGGCACAGAUUUAGAAUAACUUUUUCUAAGAUAUAUGCGAAAAUCCGGGCUCGCGCUUUGCAGAAAUAACCAAGGUUUUUAGAUCGAAAGUUGGCGAAAAUUUGACACUUUUUGCCGAAUUUUGGCACGAAAAGAUGCAUGCUUAUUUCUACCGUGAAGGGUAAUGUAUCCAUAAAAAAUCAAUUUUUUCGGCACGAAACUGGCAAAGUUAUGAUCAAAAAGGAGGUUUUCUCUGACCGCGUUUAGUGUACACUCUCGGCGGAAAAGAUCGUUCAAUAUUUCGGCGGAGCUUGCAAAGCGCGAGCUUAAACUUUCAGGAAUUGAUAUUUAGUCUACUCCCGACGCGUGUGCAAAAUUUAAAGAAAAUCUGAGCGUUACACUUGAGGUACUUCCCUUGUAUAUCAGUUUAGUAGGCCAACUUAAAGUUGUUGGAUAACUUUUGGCAAGUUCAUGGCUUAGUGUUUCAGCUUUCUUUACAAUUAGGGUUCUUCGAAAAAAUCAUGUUUACCCUGUGAGAUGGACAGCGGUAUGGUGAAAAAGUGUUUUUCCCUCUGACCGCUCUCCGCAUUUCGCCUAUUCUCUCGACGGCGAAGACCGUUCGAGAGCUCUCCGCAUCUCCGCGGCGCCUGCCAAUUGCAUACAGUAAUUGACGGGCAAAGAUUGUUGUAUUUAACUCAAGGAUUCCGUUUUUCAGACUGAUUGCUGGCACUUUUCUGGACUUGGCUGUCAGAGCGAGAAUUCCGAGCGUCCUCAACAAGACCUCCGAGCUCUUCGCGCAGUUCAUGCAGGAUUGCGCGCCGGAAAAAGAGCUGGUCGACUGUCCUAGGUAUGCCUACCAUUUUUCAGCCCGUACUAUUCAUUGUCAAUAUUCUAUUAGGUCGUCCAGAAAGUCUGUUCGUUUUUUUCAUUGCUUUGUUUUACGAGGAUUGUUUGUUGUCUGGCGAAGGGCACAUAUUUAUUUGAUACAGCCAGUUUGGUGGAGGAGAAAAAGCUGUAUAAAAUAAACAUGUUCCAUUUGCCAAAGAACAAACCAGCCUUGUAUUUAAAACAAAGCAGUGAAAAAACGAACGAACCUUCUGCACGACCUAAUAGAAUAUAACAAUGAAUUUUGCUUUCAGAAUUCCCCCAGAGUUCCGCCAAGGUGUCUACUUCCAAGGAAGUCGUUCCGCUGAAGGGCAGAGGUUCCUCAGGGCAUACAAGAAGCGCAUUGAGGACCAUCCAUGGUUCGCACAGAUGAAGCCCGAAUACGAUCGCGUCUAA
Messenger RNA from Bursaphelenchus xylophilus (pine wood nematode), 5640 nucleotides. The record is from the annotation of a GenBank genome assembly. Lineage: Eukaryota; Metazoa; Nematoda; Chromadorea; Rhabditida; Aphelenchoididae.